Eremothecium gossypii ATCC 10895 is the source of this 1977-nucleotide messenger RNA. RefSeq names its product glycine--tRNA ligase (gene GRS1). The coding region runs from base 1 to 1977 and encodes 658 amino acids. The transcript has a single exon. Gene Ontology annotation, molecular function: glycine-tRNA ligase activity; ATP binding. Gene Ontology annotation, biological process: mitochondrial glycyl-tRNA aminoacylation. NCBI's taxonomy places the organism in Eukaryota, Fungi, Ascomycota, Saccharomycetes, Saccharomycetales, Saccharomycetaceae. The record is from RefSeq and is marked provisional. Gene Ontology annotation, cellular component: mitochondrion; cytoplasm.
AUGGCCUCAGAGGAUGUGCAACUGGCCAGGAAGGCUGUUGAGUUUAACAGGGAGAACCUAGAGAGUGUGCUCAAGCGGCGCUUUUUCUUCGCGCCGGCUUUUGAAUUGUACGGUGGUGUAUCCGGGCUGUAUGACUACGGUCCUCCGGGCUGUGCCUUCCAGGCCAACAUCGUCGAUGUCUGGCGGAAGCACUUCAUCCUGGAGGAGGAUAUGCUGGAGGUGGACUGCACGAUGCUUACCCCCUACGAGGUCUUGAAGACAUCUGGCCAUGUGGACAAAUUCUCUGACUGGAUGUGCCAGGACCCCAAGUCUGGUGAGAUCUUCCGUGCGGACCACCUUGUUGAGGAGGUUCUUGAAGCACGCUUGAAGGGCGACAAGGCUGCGCGUGGGAUUUCUGCGGCUCCCGAGGAGGAAGAUGCUGACAAGAAGAAGCGUAAGAAGAAGGUGAAGCAGAUCAAGGCCGAAAAACUCGACGACAGCGUUAUCCAGGAGUACGAGUCUGUUCUGGCUAAGAUCGACGGCUACUCCGGGGAGGAGCUUGGUGAGCUGAUGGUGAAAUUCAACAUCGGUAACCCGGUUACUGGUGAGACUCUCGAGCCACCAAAAGCAUUCAACCUGAUGUUUGAGACUGCCAUCGGUCCAUCUGGGCAAUUGAAAGGCUAUCUAAGACCAGAGACCGCCCAAGGUCAGUUUUUGAACUUUAACAAGUUAUUGGAAUUCAACAACGGUAAGACGCCUUUUGCCUCUGCUUCCAUCGGCAAGUCAUUCAGAAACGAGAUUUCGCCCCGUUCUGGUUUGUUGAGAGUGCGCGAGUUCCUGAUGGCCGAAAUUGAACACUUUGUUGACCCUGAGAACAAAAACCACCCUAGAUUUGAUGAGGUGAAGAACCUAAAACUAAAAUUUUUGCCUAAAGGGGUUCAGGAAGCUGGACGUACUGAGCCGAUAGAAUCAACUGUCGCGGACGCAGUUGCCUCCGGAAUGAUUGACAAUCAGACCUUAGGCUAUUUUAUCGCCCGUAUUUACCAGUUCUUGACAAAGAUUGGUGUCGACGAAGAAAAGUUGAGAUUCAGACAGCACAUGAGCAACGAGAUGGCUCACUACGCGACGGACUGCUGGGAUGCGGAAUUGAAGACCUCUUAUGGCUGGAUUGAAUGCGUUGGGUGUGCGGAUAGGUCGGCAUACGAUCUUACUGUCCACGCUAACAAGACGAAGACCGCCUUGGUUGUGAGGGAGAAGCUAGAUGUACCUAGACAGGUCACACAAUGGGAGAUUGAGCUCACGAAGAAGCUCUUCGGACCUAAGUUUAGGAAGGAUGCACCAAAGGUGGAGAACUAUCUACUGAACUUGUCGCAGGAUGAGUUGGCUAGCAAGGCUGAGCAGCUCUCUUCCGAUGGAAAGAUCGUCUUCCAGGUGGAAGGUAUUGAAGGCGAUAUCGAGUUGGAUUCGAAGUUCAUCUCUAUUGAGCACAAGACAAAGACCGAGCACGUGAGAGAGUACGUUCCAAAUGUCAUCGAGCCAUCGUUUGGUAUUGGCCGUAUCAUAUACGCCAUUUUUGAGCAUUCCUUCUGGAGCAGACCGGAGGAUGCCGCAAGGUCUGUGCUAUCUUUCCCACCUUUGGUUGCGCCAACUAAGGUUUUGCUCGUCCCGCUAUCCAACAACGCCGACUUGGCAGAGGUUGUUACUGAGGUGUCUCGGGUGCUAAGGAAGGAGCAAAUUCCAUUUAAGGUUGAUGACUCUGGUGUGUCCAUUGGUAAGAGAUACGCUCGGAAUGACGAGCUUGGAACGCCGUUUGGCAUCACCAUUGACUUCGAAUCCAUUAAGGAUGGCUCCGUCACAUUGAGAGAGAGAGACAGCACCAGACAGGUCAGAGGCUCUGUCACCGAUAUCAUCAGGGCGAUCCGCGACAUUACCUACAAUGGUGUGACGUGGGAGGAAGGUACUAAGUCAUUAACGCCAUUUGUGUCGCAAUCUGAAUAA